AUGGGUGAUAUACAUCUUGUCGGAGUUCCCGUGCCCCAUCUUGGUCUAAGUGUUUGGAAGACCGCUCGACGGAAUUUCUUGACUGUCAUAGAGCAAGGGCACGAAGCCUGGAGGCUGUCUCUGGGGCAGAAUCCGACAAAGCUAGAGCCAGGAUUACAUCUCAACAUUCCGGUCUUUCAUAUUAUCCAGAGACUUCGGUUCGGCGCAUUCUUUUAUGAUCUAGGAGGGUUUACUAGUGACAAUGUGCCCGUCCUGGUCUCUGGGUCGUUGUUUUAUCGCGUUAACGACUCGUAUCAUGCAUGCUUCUCUGUCAACAAUUUCAAGGACAAUGUAAGAAAUAUUGGCACCUCGGCGAUCCGUUCCAUCCUCGGCCACUUCUCUUAUGACAAUGUGAUAAGUGACAGGAACAAGACGAAUAAGAAGUUACACGAAACAAUCGGAAGCAGUAUUGAGAAGUGGGGCGUCGAAUGUACACGGUUCGAGAUCCAAACAUUCAAGCCAUUGAACCGAGAACGGGAGCGUCGUAAACAACUUCUGGACACCCAGGCGCUUGUCAAUGUCGCCGAAGGGCAUAAACAAAGGACGAUACUGGAAUCAGAAGGAGCAUCCGUAAAUCAAGGACAGGCCUUAGCUCAGCCAAUGAGCAUCGUAGCAUCAGCGCUCGCUGGCGAAAAUAAGGCGGCAACCUUACAAGACAGGUCGAAAGCUCUCGAAGUGCUGGUCGAGCUACGAAGACUGGAACAGCUGAAGGCGAUAGCCCAAGGAUCAGGGAACACGACCUAUUUCUUGGAUCCAUUGAAGGUCGGACGGGACGCCUAUGGCGUCGAUAACAUGGAAAAGUGGAAGCGGAGUCAGGAUGACAGCGAGCAAGCUGUCCCUGCUGUCGAGCAUCGUCUCUCUUCUCGUCCUACUUCCAGGACAUUGUGA
Gloeophyllum trabeum ATCC 11539 is the source of this 927-nucleotide messenger RNA. RefSeq lists its product as uncharacterized. Gene Ontology annotation, cellular component: membrane. Bases 1 to 927 code for a protein of 308 amino acids. The record is from RefSeq and is a predicted model, not a curated record. Lineage: Eukaryota; Fungi; Basidiomycota; Agaricomycetes; Gloeophyllales; Gloeophyllaceae. The transcript has 6 exons.